AUGAGCGCAUUAAUGAAAGCAGCUAUUUUCCGAAGCCCUGCAUCAUUGGCUACUCAUCUUUAUAGAAACCUCCAUUUAUCAGUUGGAGGUGCUAGGCCUGCAAAAGAUGGAUCUGUCAACUCUAAUUUGUCUAAGGCUUACACAGUUGUAGACCAUCAGCAUGAUGCUCUAGUCAUUGGUGCUGGUGGUGCAGGUUUACGGGCAGCGUUUGGUCUUGUGCAAGAAGGGUUCAAGACAGCUGUGGUAACAAAGUUAUUUCCAACUAGAUCUCACACUGUUGCUGCCCAGGGAGGAAUAAAUGCCGCAUUAGGAAAUAUGGAAGAAGACAGCUGGCUUUGGCAUAUGUAUGAUACCGUUAAAGGUUCUGAUUGGCUUGGAGAUCAGGAUGCUAUUCACUACAUGACCAGAGAGGCACCACAUGCUGUAAUUGAACUUGAUAAUUAUGGAAUGCCUUUCUCCCGAACACCUGAAGGUAGAAUUUAUCAAAGAGCCUUUGGAGGACAAUCCUUAAAGUUUGGCAAAGGUGGGCAGGCUCAUAGGUGCUGUGCUGUAGCUGACAGAACAGGACAUUCCCUUCUCCACACUCUAUAUGGUCAAUCCUUGAGGUAUGACUGUGAAUACUUCAUUGAGUACUUUGCUCUGGAUCUGUUGAUGGAAGACGGUGUUUGCAAGGGAUGCAUUGCUCUUAAUCUUGAAGAUGGAACACUUCAUAGGUUCCAAGCGAAGAACACAAUCCUAGCCACAGGGGGUACAGGCCGUUCUUACUUCAGCUGCACUUCAGCCCACACUUGCACAGGUGACGGCACAGCUAUGGCAGCACGCGCCGGUCUACAGAACGAAGAUAUGGAGUUUGUGCAGUUCCACCCCACAGGUAUCUAUGGGGCGGGAUGCUUGAUGACGGAGGGCUGCCGUGGCGAAGGCGGGUUCCUGGUAAAUGCGAAGGGCGAGCGAUUCAUGGAGCGAUAUGCGCCCGUCGCCAAAGACCUCGCCAGCCGCGACGUGGUCUCCCGCGCCAUGACCGUCGAGAUCAUGGAAGGUCGCGGCUGCGGGCCGGCCAAGGACCACGUGCAUCUGCAGCUGCACCACCUGCCGCCCGAGCAGCUGAAGCAGCGGCUGCCCGGCAUCUCGGAGACGGCCAUGAUCUUCGCCGGCGUUGACGUCACCAAGGAGCCAAUACCCGUGCUACCCACCGUGCACUACAACAUGGGCGGCACGCCCACCAAUUUCCGCGGAGAGGUGAUCACGCACCGCGAGGGCGAGGACCGGGUGGUGCCCGGCCUGCUGGCGGCGGGCGAGGCGUCGUGCGCGUCCGUCCACGGCGCCAACCGGCUCGGCGCCAACUCGCUGCUCGACAUCGUGGUCUUCGGCCGCGCGUGCGCCCUCACCGUCGCCGAGAACAGCCGCCCCGGUGACGCGCAGCCGCCCCUCAAGGAGACAACUGGGGAGGCGAGCAUUGCGAACUUGGACAGUGUCCGCUAUGCGAACGGCAAUAUCUCCACGGCUGACCUACGUCUGCGAAUGCAGAGGUGCAUGCAGACCAAUGCAGCUGUGUUCCGCCAGAAGAGCACCCUAGAGGAAGGGCAGCGUCAAAUCCACGAGAUCUACAAGCAGAUAAAGGACGUCCGCGUGUCGGACCGCUCGCUGAUCUGGAACUCGGACCUGGUGGAGACACUGGAGCUGCAGAACCUGCUGGUGAACUCGGUGCAGAUCGUGGAGGGGGCUUUGGCACGCGAGGAGUCCCGCGGCGCCCACGCCAGGGAGGACUUCAAAACGCGACGUGAUGAGUACGACUACUCCAAGCCCCUGGAAGGACAGACAAAGCUGCCCUUCGAGAAGCAUUGGAGGAAGCACACGCUGGCCGAGACGGACCCGGAGACUGGCGCCACGAAGCUCACGUACCGGCCCGUCAUCGACCACACCCUCGACCAGGAGGAGUGCAAGACCGUACCGCCUGUCAUCAGGACCUAU
This is a messenger RNA of Iphiclides podalirius (scarce swallowtail), 1968 nucleotides long. The record is from the annotation of a GenBank genome assembly. Lineage: Eukaryota; Metazoa; Arthropoda; Insecta; Lepidoptera; Papilionidae.